This is a messenger RNA of Geodia barretti, 2069 nucleotides long. Lineage: Eukaryota; Metazoa; Porifera; Demospongiae; Tetractinellida; Geodiidae. The record is from the annotation of a GenBank genome assembly.
UGGGGGAGGGGAGGGGAGGGAGGAGGAGGUAGAGGGUGGGGCAGUCAGGCAGAUGAGGGUGAAGACAGUAUCACCAUAUCCGUUGCUCGCUCUGAAGUUGGCAGAAUCAUAGGUCGAGGAGGGCAAAGAAUACGAGAGCUGGAGGAGAAAAGUGGAGCCAGGAUAAAGGUCCACAGAGACGAUGAAGGGGGAGGGGGAGGAUCAGACGAGGCACUGGUGGAGGUCACAGGCGAUGAGUCAGCCAGAAAAACAGCUCAGGAGCUUAUUGAUGACAUCAUCAGUAGCCAGGACUUCAGAGGAGGUGGGUCCAGGCCACGUGGUGGAGGUGGCAGAAGUGGUGGGUUUGGUUUUGGUGGCGGAGGUGGUGGUCGUAGUGGUGGCUUUGGUAGUGGUUUUGGAAGGGGUGGGGGUGGGUUUAGCAGUGGUGGUGGAGAUGGAGGAGGAGGUGGCAGUGGUGGGUUUGUGAAGAUAGACUGGGGAGCUCUGAAUGCCAGCAGAGCUCAGGCUGAGAUUGAGAAAUGGAAAGGGGCACCCCCUAUUAAUAAGAUGUUCUACCGAGAAGACCCAGAGGUGGCAGGACUCUCGUCGGCACAAGUUGAAGACAUCUGGUUGAGUAUGAACGACUUGAAGGUGACAGGUCUGUCAGGGGAGAGCAGAGCCAUCCCUAAUCCCGUCACCACAUUCCAACAGGCCUUCAGCAACUAUCCUGAAAUCUUGGAUGAAAUCACCAAAGCUGGUUUCCAGAAACCGACUCCAAUUCAGUGUCAGUCGUGGCCCAUUCUGCUGCAAGGCUAUGACAUGGUCGGGAUUGCACAAACUGGUACAGGGAAAACACUGGCCUUCCUACUGCCUGCUCUUAUACACAUUGAUGGCCAAGAGAUACCUCGAGGUGAGAGAGGAGGUCCAACUGUCCUGGUCCUGUCCCCCACCAGAGAGCUGGCCCUGCAGAUAGAGGCCGAGAGCAACAAGUACUCCUACAAAGGAAUAAAGUGUCUGUGUGUGUAUGGUGGCGGUGACCGGAGACAGCAGAUAAACCAACUCAGAAAGGGAGUGGAGAUCAUCAUCGCUACUCCAGGUAGACUGAAUGACUUGCUGAUGAACGAAAUCCUAACUGUCAACACUGUCACUUACCUGGUGUUGGACGAGGCUGACCGUAUGUUGGACAUGGGGUUUGAGCCUCAGAUCAGGAAGAUUCUCCUGGACAUCCGGCCGGACAGACAGACUGUCAUGACCAGUGCCACAUGGCCGCCGGAGGUCCGUAGACUGACUGACAGCUACAUGAAGAACCCGUACCAGGUGUCAGUGGGUUCCCUGGACCUCAGAGCGUGCACACUGGUGGAACAGACGGUAGAGUUUCUGGACGAGAGUAGGAAGAAGGAAAGGACACUGGAGUUCAUAGAGAACAUGCAGGAGGGAGAGAAAGUGUUGAUCUUCACUGGAAGGAAAGUCACGUAAGUGGCAGAUCGUACAAUGUAAGAAAACUUUAUCUGAAUAAUCACCUAGUACAUGUCAUUGUCCUUGUUUCUCCGUGUUUGGGUAUGUGCCUGUGUGACACAACAGUUUUUUUUAUCCCUCCCCGACAGAGCUGAUGAUGUGGCCAGUGACUUUACCCUGCGAGGCCUCAAUGUCCAAUCUAUCCAUGGUGACAGGGAGCAGUAUGACAGGGAACAGGCCCUGGAUGACUUUAAGACUGGUAUAGUCUCAGUGCUGAUUGCGACUGAUGUGGCCUCCAGGGGACUAGAUAUCAAGGACGUCACGCAUGUGGUCAACUAUGACUUUCCCAACCACAUCGAGGACUAUGUUCAUCGUGUGGGCAGGACUGGACGAGCAGGGAAGACGGGGAAGGCUCUGACAUUCAUCACCAGAGAGAACUGGAAGUGGGCCAGAGAGCUCUGCAACAUCCUCGCCCAGGCCGAGCAGUGCCUGCAGUUCUUUUUGGGCAUUGCACCAGCUUGAAACGCAAUUUUCUGUGUUGCAUAAUGUGGUGCCUGAUGAGUUGGUGCAGAUGGCAGAGCGAUACGAGUCAUGGAGGGAGAGGAAGGAGAGUGAGAGGGGAGAAGGGAGAGGAA